This is a messenger RNA of Glossina fuscipes, 2757 nucleotides long. RefSeq names its product protein Malvolio (gene Mvl). Gene Ontology annotation, cellular component: apical plasma membrane. The record is from RefSeq and is a predicted model, not a curated record. NCBI's taxonomy places the organism in Eukaryota, Metazoa, Arthropoda, Insecta, Diptera, Glossinidae. The coding region runs from base 391 to 2175 and encodes 594 amino acids. The transcript has 12 exons. Gene Ontology annotation, biological process: response to manganese ion; manganese ion homeostasis; metal ion transport. Gene Ontology annotation, molecular function: cadmium ion transmembrane transporter activity; manganese ion transmembrane transporter activity; iron ion transmembrane transporter activity.
AAAAUGAAAUAACAUAAUAUACACAAACAAAAAAAAAAAAAAAAAACAAAAAUAUUACGACAGUAAAUGGAAAGCAACAGUGCUUGUCUCUUAUAUUUGUGUUAAUUAAAAUAAAGUGGGUAAGAGAACGGUAACAACAAAGUGCCAACGUAUUUAUACUAAGCAGUUGCGCUUGAAUCACAAAAAAAAAAAAAAAAACAUAAAAUAAAAAAUAUAAAAAAAAGCAAGGAAGGAAAAAUAUACACAAAAGAAAUCGCAAUCAUUCCAAAAUAUUUCGUUAUAGUGUUCCUGUUUUAUUAUCAUUAUUAUUAUUAUCAUCGUCAACGACAGCGGGUGUUGAUUGCUAAUUAAAAUUGGAUGUCCAAUAAAACAAAUAUUUAAACGAAGAACAUGUCUGUGAAUAAAGCUUAUAGUGCUGAUCAAAAUGGCGAAGCACCCACAACGAGUGCCGGUACUAGCAAUGGAAGCACUACAAAUUUACCUGCACAUUUGCAAAGACAGAUCGUAGCCACCGAACAAACGCAUUUGAAAGCAAGUACUAAACAAGCGUACUUUGCUGAUGAGAAAAUUACAAUACCUCAAAACGAUAGGGUGGGUUUCAGUUGGCAUAAAUUAUGGGCUUUCACGGGACCUGGAUUUUUAAUGUCUAUCGCUUAUUUGGAUCCCGGUAAUAUAGAAUCUGAUCUACAAAGUGGUGCGAUAGCUAAAUACAAAAUUCUAUGGGUUCUGUUAUGGGCAACCAUUUUGGGUUUACUUAUGCAACGAUUGGCCGCCAGAUUGGGAGUCGUAACGGGUCUCCAUUUGGCUGAAAUGUGCUAUCGUCAGUAUAAAAAGUUACCGCGUCUUAUACUAUGGGUUAUGAUAGAAAUUGCGAUUAUCGGUUCAGAUAUGCAAGAGGUGAUCGGUACCGCAAUAGCUAUUUAUUUACUCUCAAAUAAGUUUGUACCUCUGUGGCUCGGCACUUUGAUAACAAUUGUCGAUACAUUUACGUUUUUGUUUUUAGAUAAGUACGGUCUAAGAAAACUAGAAUUUUUAUUUGGAGUCCUCAUCACAAUAAUGGCUGUGACAUUCGGUUAUGAGUAUAUAGUAUCGGCUCCUGAUCAGAUGGAAGUAAUAAAAGGUAUGUUUAUACCGUGGUGUAAAGAUUGCAAUUCCCGCGUAUUGCUACAAGCGGUUGGUGUAGUGGGAGCAGUUAUAAUGCCUCACAACUUAUACUUGCAUUCAGCAUUAGUUAAGUCACGUGAUAUUGAUCGCCGCCAAUCUGCCAAAGUACGUGAAGCCAAUUAUUAUUUUUUCAUCGAAGCAUCAGUAGCGUUGUUCGUUUCAUUUAUUAUUAAUUUAUUUGUGGUGGCAGUAUUCGCCCAUGGUAUGUACGGUCAAACUAAUAACGACGUGUUGGAAGUCUGUCAGAAUCGGUCGAUGUAUGAAGAUGCGAAAAACUCAUUUGUAGAUAAUAACAAUGGAAACGAUCUCAUCGAUGCCGAUCUCUAUAAAGGCGGUUUAUUCUUAGGUUGUACAUUCGGAGCCGCCGCCAUGUUUAUAUGGGGUAUUGGUAUUUUGGCGGCUGGUCAAAGCUCGACUAUGACCGGUACAUAUGCUGGACAAUUUUCGAUGGAAGGCUUUUUAAAUUUGCAAUGGCCUCGUUGGCGUCGUGUACUCUUCACUCGUCUAAUAGCUAUCGUGCCCACUUUCCUUUUGGCCUUCUUUAGUCGCAUGGAAGAUUUGACCAAUAUGAAUGAUAUCUUAAAUGCUGUCAUGUCCUUGCAAUUGCCGUUCGCAGCUAUACCAACGAUAGCAUUUACUUCAUGCACAGCUAUUAUGGGUGAAUUCGUUAAUGGCCUCGGCAACAAAGUUGUUUCUGUUUUGUUAACAAUGAUUGUGAUAGGGGUGAACUUAUAUUUUGUUAUUAAUCAAGUAGAAGCUUUAAACGUCACCGGUGUCAUUUUGGCAGUUGUUUGUGUAUUUGCUAUUUUAUAUUUGUUAUUUAAUUUAUAUCUUGUGAUACAUAUGGCGGCGUGCAUGGGUAAUAGAUUUUUAACAAAUAGUCAGUUGAUUCAAAAAUAUGUGCUGCCCAGUCAAAAUAGUUUCUCAAUUAAAAAUGCCAACUCAACGUAUGUAAGAAUUCCCACCAAUCCGGAUAUCGAGAACGAUAUCGACGACAGUGAAGACGCGUAGCCAUUACUGUGCAAUGCGGAAUCGGGUAUCGAUGACGAUGAUAGCGAUGACAAUAAUGUUAUAAACAAUGGUGACAUAACCGUACAAGCUAUCUCAAAUACGAUAAUUAGCUAGCAUAUGCUUACGAUUCUGCAAAUUUUAACGAAGUAUUUUUAAUAGGAACAAACGAUUUAAUAUUAAAAACAAAAAAUUGAUGAUAAUAAUGAUGAUCAAGUCUUGGCUGUGAAAUAUUUGUAUAUACAUUUUUCAUAAAUUUCGUUUUUAAUAUUAAAAAAAGUUUAAAUAAAAUCGUAAAUGUUAUAUAACGUUACCGAUGACAUAGGUAUUAUUUUCUUUUCGAAAUUAAAUCAAGUUAAUAUCAAGAAUUAAAGCCGAAUUAAAUAGACACAUAAUCACAUAGAGGUAUGGACAUCUGUGAAUGUAUUGAUUGUGACAAAAGUCCAUUGAUUUUAAAUCAUUCAUUUAAUGUUACAUUAGUAUUUAUUUUUUUACAAGCCUACACUUAUUAACUUUAUGUACUCUUUGCAACGAAAAAAAUUUAUAUUACAAGUAUUUAUUAAAAGACUUUCACGCAAACGUGAA